Messenger RNA from Histoplasma mississippiense, 1512 nucleotides. RefSeq lists its product as hypothetical. The transcript is spliced from 2 exons. Bases 1 to 1512 code for a protein of 503 amino acids. Gene Ontology annotation, cellular component: mitochondrial small ribosomal subunit. The record is from RefSeq and is a predicted model, not a curated record. Lineage: Eukaryota; Fungi; Ascomycota; Eurotiomycetes; Onygenales; Ajellomycetaceae. Gene Ontology annotation, molecular function: structural constituent of ribosome.
AUGGCCCCCACUUCCUUUUGCUGGGGCUGCCUUUCGAACCUUCAGCGGGGGCCACGUCUGUUGCAGCCGCUCUCCGCUCUCCGAAUCGCUCCCUUCCAUACCACAGCCCCGGCCUUUGCGUUGCCCAUGAAGAAAAAGCCAGGCUCAGGUCAAUCGGAAGCCCCUAAGUUCCGCGAAUCCCUGUCCGCUCGAAUUAACAAAAAGGUGAAGCGUGAGAAACCUCGGCCUCCGGCCCCGGGUGAACGUAGGGCGGCGAAGGAACGCAUUGUACUCAGCAAUACCAACGCCCUCGAGGUUCCAGAUAUGCAAGAGCUCUCUGUGGAGAAUAUGACAAACGCAGACUUGCGUGGCCAUACAGUUGGACUUCCUAUGGCGUUGAUAGACCGAUUAAGAGGCGCCCGCGCGUUCAAAACCACUCAGGGCUGGAGUUUGUUUAGGAGACCCGGUACUCUGGUUAGACAGGAAACGCUCGAGCUGGGGAGGUUAAUUACUGGUAUUGGGGAUGGCGAGAGCGAAAUGAAAGGGAAAACUAUCAAGAGAAUCAUUACUGGUGAUAAAGGGACUGGGAAGAGUGUCCAUUUGACUCAGGCCAUGACCUUAGCUCUGUUAAAAGGCUGGGUUAUUGUCACUAUUCCUGAGGCUCAAGACCUCACGAUCGGCCAUACCGCCUACGCUCCAUCUCCCUCAGACCCAGGAAAGUACGUGCAACAGGACGCCGUGGCUAAAGUACUGCAACGUAUGAUUGCCGCCAAUGCCCCUUUGCUAGCUAAGCUUCAUAUUUCACAAAACCACCUGAAUUUAAAGGCACCCGUUCGCCCCGACAUGACUCUCGAGCAAUUAGCUAAACUUGGAAUCGAUGACACUGCACACGCCUGGCCGAUAUUUCAGGCUCUUUGGUCAGAACUAACAGCGACCGAAGCAACUACUAAUGUUGACGGCCAAAAGCCAUUCAGUACUCGUCCACCAAUCCUAGUCACAGUCGAUGGCCUUGCGCACUGGAUGACGAAUUCCCAAUACCGCACUGCCGAAUAUGAGAUUAUCCAUGCUCACGAUCUCGCACUGGUAAACCACUUCCUUUCUCUGCUGUCGUCGGAACGUUCUUCCCCAGCACUCCCUAACGGAGGGCUUCUCCUCUAUUCUACAUCUACCUCAAAUACACCAACUUUAUAUACGUUUGAGGUCUUGCUCGAACAGCUUGCUGCGCGUACCGCUGGCAUACCCACAGACUCGUCGGAAUUCCCUGCUGUUAGCCAAUACCGCCGCCCUGAUCAACGAGUCCUUGCUCUCCUUAAUGAAGCGAAAGAUCUGUCGACGCAAAGGCUCACUGGCCUGGACAAGAAGGAUUCUAAAGGCCUGCUUGAGUAUUUUGCACACAGUGGCAUCCUGAGAGAAAAAAUAACAGAGGAAUUCGUCAGUGAGAAGUGGACACUCUCUGGAAUGGGGAUCAUCGGUGAACUAGAAAAGUUGGGAAAAAGAAUCAGAGUUCCUCCGCCAAUACCGGCUGCGAACUGA